GUGAGGCGCCGAGCGGAACGGCCUCUGGUGACAUUUUCUCCGGGCGGCGCGGACGAGUGAAGGGACUUGGUGGUGAAGGCUGUGGAGGUGGCGAAAUUCGCUUUAGCUUCGGCGGGGCUUUGACCGCGACCCUCUGCUCGCCGCUGGGGCUUCUGCUGAAGAGGAGAAGGCGGCGGUGGCCGUCGCGUCCCGAGUCACCGCGGCCGGGGGAGUCCCGGCCGGGGGGUCGGUCAGUGCCCCGACGGGGCGCGCGGAGCGGGCGAGGAGGUGCAGAGCUGCCGCGGAGCUCAGGUUGCUUUCCUGUUGCAUCUUUGACCUAGUUUCCUAGACUCUGCUCCAUGAUUUAACUUGAAAGUCUGAAAUGAAGAUGGAGGAGGCGGUGGGAAAAGUCGAAGAGCUCAUUGAGUCUGAAGUCCCGCCAAAAACAUCUGAACAAGAGACAACUAAGGAAGAAGAUGGAUCUGUAGAACUGGAAUCUCAAGUUCCAAAAGAUGGGGUAGUGGAUUCUACCGUUCUGUCUUCUAUGCCCUGCUUAUUGAUGGAACUGAGAAGGGACUCUUCUGAGUCUCAGUUAGCAUCCACAGAAAGUGACAAGCCGACCACUGGCCGAGUUUAUGAGAGUGACUCCUCUAAUCACUGCAUGCUUUCUCCUUCCUCUAGUGGUCACCUGGCUGAUUCAGACACUUUGUCUUCUGCAGAAGAGAAUGAACCCUCUCAGGCAGAAACAGCCGUGGAAGGAGACCCUGCUGGAGUGUCUGGUGCCACAGUUGGGCGCAAGUCUCGGCGUUCCCGAUCUGAAAGUGAAACAUCUACCAUGGCUGCCAAGAAAAACCGGCAAUCCAGUGACAAACAGAACGGCCGAGUCGCCAAGGUUAAAGGUCAUCGGAGCCAAAAGCACAAGGAGAGAAUCAGGCUACUGAGGCAGAAAAGGGAGGCUGCUGCACGGAAGAAGUACAACCUGUUGCAGGACAGUAGUACCAGUGAUAGUGACCUGACUUGUGACUCAAGCACGAGCUCAUCAGAUGAUGAUGAAGAGGUUUCAGGGAGCAGCAAGACAAUCACUGCAGAGAUACCAGAUGGACCUCCAGUUGUAGCUCAUUAUGAUAUGUCUGACACCAACUCUGACCCAGAAGUGGUAAAUGUGGACAAUUUAUUGGCGGCUGCAGUAGUUCAAGAGCACAGUAAUUCUGUAGGAGGCCAGGACACAGGAGCUACCUGGAGGACCAGCGGGCUUCUAGAGGAGCUGAAUGCGGAGGCAGGUCAUUUGGAUCCAGGAUUCCUAGCAAGUGACAAGACCUCAGCUGGCAAUGCACCUCUCAAUGAAGAAAUUAAUAUUGCCUCUUCAGAUAGUGAAGUGGAGAUUGUGGGAGUUCAGGAACAUGCAAGGUGUGUUCAUCCUCGAGGAGGUGUGAUUCAGAGUGUCUCCUCAUGGAAGCACGGUUCUGGCACGCAGUAUGUCAGCACCCGGCAAACACAGUCAUGGACUGCUGUGACUCCCCAGCAGACUUGGGCUUCACCUGCGGAAGUUGUUGAUCUUACCUUGGAUGAGGAUAGCAGACGUAAAUACCUACUGUAAUACAAUGUCACUGUGUUUCCUCUGCACUGUUCCCUUCUACUUCCUCCUCCUCCUCUUUGUGACAUGGAAGUUCAUUGUCAUAGCUUCAGCCUCAGAAGCUGUUUGUGGCAUUUGUAUAAUCGAAACUCAUGGAAAAUUGCCCCCCCCACACCUUUUUUUUUUUUUUAAAUUAAAAGAAGUCACUUAGGAAAAUAACCUAGCACAGAGAAAAGAAUUUUUUCUUUCCCUCAGUAGGAAUAUGAGAAUGAUGAAUUUAUUAGACAGCUUCAUUUUACUUGGUGACUUUUGAUCUUAGGAAACUCUUCCUCCUAGAAUAAUAUUUUAAUUACUAAGUGAAAUGGAUUUCAGUUUUUGAAUCUUGUAUUUAUUUUUCUGUGUAAUAAAAUUAAUAUCUAGACUUGACCACUGUCAGCCCACCCAUUGGCACUCCUACCUUAGGGCAUUUGCACACAUUUAGUCAGGUCCUUCUUGGCACCUAGUAGGGCAUGUGCAUUUGAAAACCUGUCCUUAAAAAUAGAAGACAGAAGUAUUACUUUUCUUUUAGCUUAAGUCUUCUGCCUUCUUUCCUGACUUUGCUCCUGGCUGACUUCCCACAACACAAAUAAUUGAUAUGGCCCUUUGUGUUUAUAAAUACUGCUAAGGUGACUUAGUUGGUCUCCUUGUUGCAAUAAUUCAUAACUCUUUGGAAAAUGUCUGCUUUUGGGGCAGAGGCAUUUCAGAUAGAUACCCACCAUGAGGUUUUCUGGGCAUGCGAGGAGAGUAUUGAGAGAUCAGUAGGAAAAUCUCUCUCCAUCAGCUUUUUUUCCCUGGUUUGUUCAAAUAAUGGGAGAACACAGAAACCUACUACUUAGGUAGAAUAUGAAAAGUUGUGUUCACCUCUAAGACUGUGGGCACUUAUAAGUCUGAGAAGACUGUGCCUUCUUUCACAGCUGGUCUCUCCAGAGAGGAGGUACAACAAUUGUUUAACACUUGAGCUGAAAUAGACCUGAUGCUGUAUUUGGGUAUUUUUCUCCUCUACCAUCUAAAAGUGG
This is a messenger RNA of Lontra canadensis (Northern American river otter), 2607 nucleotides long. RefSeq names its product chromosome unknown C18orf25 homolog (gene ARK2N). The record is from RefSeq and is a predicted model, not a curated record. NCBI's taxonomy places the organism in Eukaryota, Metazoa, Chordata, Mammalia, Carnivora, Mustelidae. Bases 362 to 1576 code for a protein of 404 amino acids. Gene Ontology annotation, molecular function: ubiquitin protein ligase activity. The transcript is spliced from 5 exons. Gene Ontology annotation, biological process: ubiquitin-dependent protein catabolic process.